Molecule: messenger RNA, 3888 nt
Organism: Closterium sp. NIES-65
Lineage: Eukaryota; Viridiplantae; Streptophyta; Zygnematophyceae; Desmidiales; Closteriaceae
Source: the annotation of a GenBank genome assembly
AUGCCGCGUCAGUCGAAGAAGGGUGCUCAGCAAGCGGCCAAGGCGGGCAAUGUGGAGCGCAAUCCUGCAGCAAAAGGCCAUCAGUCGGAGCCGGCGACGCCGAAACCGAUGUUGAAGGAGGUGGAAGGCCCCUUUGCGGACGACGUGCGUAUCUCUCUGGUGAAGAAGUUAACGACUCUGAAGUUUCCACCCACGGCUUCCUCUGCUGGACGAGGGGAGGACAGUGCUGCAGAAGAGAAGGACGAAGCAACUGAGGUUACACCACCGGCUGUUGAUCCUGUGGCUCCUGUGGUCGGGGAGGAAGAAGAAGAGGAGGAAGAUGAUGGAUAUCUCAGUGACGACCCGGAAGUUCUGUUGCCGGCGUGGCUGUCGAAAAAGCAGUACGGAAGACUGCAAGUUACCUUUCUGCAGGCGUCGGACGCUAACUACGUGUGGUGUCGCCGGAUUGAGCACAAGAUGUUGGAUGAGAAGAAGAUCUUUCUGGAUUGGCAGCAUCCCGAGAAUCCUACCUAUACUCACAAGCGUGCGACAAACCCGGAUUCAAUCGAAGUGCUGCUGAAGAGUGUCCUGGCUGCGAUUACGCCGGAGAUGGUGUACGAGUAUUUGGUGAAGACGGUUUUGGAGAAGCGCGGUCGUACUUCUUUCCUCAGUGGGGAUGCCUUUCAUCGGGUGGUGGAUCCUGUGACGGGUGCAGACACGGACAAGAUAAGGGGCCUGGUUAAGGGGCACCCGGGGGAUAAGGCGUCGAUGGCGAGCACGCGGAUUGACCGGGGCCUGAUAUCCUUCUCGCUUGUUGGUUUGUUGGCUGACGCGCGGCAUGUUAAGGUGCCAAGGGGGUUAUCAGACCACUGGUUCGGCAUCAAGUUUGCGCUAGCAGUGGCGGAACCAGAUGACCGGGGCCUUGGGAUGUGGAGAAUGCAAGCGAGGCAGGCACAGAGGAGAGGAGUGAGUGUGGUGACAGCUCGCAUACUCCAGCGGAUUGGGGCAGAGAAGAUUGACAUCGGGAAAAAACUGAGAUUGCUCAGCGUGGGGCUGAGGGACUACUCGCGGGAAGAAAGGAAGAGGGUGAAGGCAACGGUCACGCAUCUCGAGCGUGUAGUGGAGUUCCUGCGGCACAAAGUCAUGAGAUACCCGAGGGAUAAAAGGGUGCAGAGCAAGUUGGUGCGGAAAGAGGCACACCUGGAGGCCUAUUUGCAGAGCUGCAAGGAUAGGAUGCAGGUCCUGGCGGUCAUCAAGGUGGAACUGGACGGGGAGGUCCCGUCCCUGUACCUCUUAGCGAAGAUCAAGGCAGCAGCGGAUCAUUUCAGGGCCGCCUUCAAAGAAGUGCCGCCGGAGGAGGCCGUGGACUGGGAGAAUUUCUCGGAAGGCGCGAAAUUUUCAGUCGCGGAUGCGGCGUCGCUAGGUGCCGAAUGGACAGAAGCCGAGGUCAAGGAGGGGCUGGAGGGGCUACCAAAGGGGAAAUCUCCGGGCCAGGAUGGUCUGCCGGCGGAGUUUUUCAUUCUGCAUUGGGAGCUGCUCAUGGAACACGUGAGGGGUUUUGUCAGGGAAUUUGUGGAGAUGGCGAAGAUGCCGGAGGGCAUCUCAACUGCUGUAACAGUUCUACUGCACAAAGAGGGCGAUACAGACCAGCUGGGUAAUUACCGGCCAAUCACUCUACUUACAGUCAUGUAUAAACGGGUUACGAAAAUCAUGGCGACAAGGCUGAAAAGGGUGCUGUCGAAGGAGCAACACGGUUUCUUGCCGGGAAAGAGCCUGGCAGACGUGGUGUCGGUGGUUGCGGAUGCAGUGGAGGCGCCCAACGGUGGGAGCAAAGACUGGUUGUUGUUGCUGGUAGACUUUAAGAAGGCGUACAAUACAGUCUCAAGGGAUUUCCUCUUCAGAGUGAUGUCAGAACUGGGCAUACCGGAGAGGUUUGUCAGGUGGACCAGGGGCCUGCACGAAGAAGCAGGGAUGCGAGUCAUUAUUAAUGGAUGGCUGAGCGAGAAGGUGGAGAUGCAUAGGGGUGUCAGACAGGGCUGCCCGCUUGCACCAUACCUCUUCCUCUGCGCGCUGGAACCGUUGUGCAGAGAGAUGCAGCGCAGGAGACUGGGGGUCGGGCCGGAAGGGAAGACGCCGCUCUCGUAUGUGGGGUACGCGGAUGACACCUCUAUCCUGCUACGCGGAGAAGGUCAACUGCAAGAGGUGGUAGAGGUGCUAGACAUGUUUGGCAAGCAGUCUGGUUUGAAGGUUAAUUGUGACAAGUCGGUGGUGGUUCCCCUGGGAUGCAACAGAGGGACUGCAACGCCACAAGGCAUGCCGUACAAGUGGUCUGAGAGAGAAGAACCUGAAAGGCUCCUGGGCAUAUGGAUAACACCCAACGGCGACGCUGGCCCGUCCUGGAAAAAGGCACACGAGAGGAUAAAGGAGGAGUUAAGGAAGUGGGAAGCACAAUAUCUCACGACGACAGCGAGGGUAGCGGUGAUCAGCUGCUACGUUCUACCCGUGCUUAUGUUUCAAGCCCAGGUGUACUCACCACCGUAUGAGGUGUGGGAGAAGAUCAGGAAGCUCGGCCACGCUUUUGUCUCGGCCGGAGAAGUUGCGGAGGAAAAAAUCUUCAUCCUCUGGAGCGCCUACCUUGCGUGUCUCCCGCGGAAGGAUGGGGGUUUGGGCCAGAUCGAUCCGAAACUCUGCUUGGACGGGCUGGCUGUCCGCAGGGUGGGAAAGCUCCUGCGCGAGCCGGACGCCACACGGCGGUGGUUGGCGGAGGAAGCGGCUGGUUUUCCGCAAGGGUGGGCCACGCUGUACGCACAUCCGUCGCCAAUCAAGCAGUGGCAGCAAGGGAGUGAAAGGUGGAAGGCAGCAGUGAAAGUCUUCUUGAAGUCGCCUUUCGCGUCGCUGCCGUCGCCAGCGAGCAGAUGGGAGGUGGAGGAGGAGUUCAUUUGGGUGAGUAGGGAAGUGAAGGGCGAAGAGGAGCUAGCGGUGGAACAAGGGUGCAAGGAAGCGGCAAUUAUGGCGCGGAAAGCCUACGAGGCAAUCCCGCCAGAAUGGAAAAAGAUGGUUGAAGAGCCAACGACAGUGGCGGCAGUAGUAGCGGCGUCAGGCGUGGCGAGAUACGUCCUCCGAGGCCAGCCUACGGGGCCUCUGUGGGCGAUGAAGGGAAUUGACGGCGCACAAAUUGUCGCAGAGUACAUGGCGACGGACGCGGAAGGGAAGUUGUACGUCCCAGGAGGACGGAGGGAGACAUGUUUUGAGGCUUGUAGCCUACAGCCUCUGGCGGUCCGGGGAGGCAGGGUGCUUGGUACAGUAGGGGACCCGAAGGCAAGGAUACUAGGGAAGCUUGGACUCUUUGCUGGCGGGGAACUGGUGCCGCUGCGCAGGUUACGGGCUAUGCUCUCUAAGUCGACGGGGCAUUCUUGGAGGCAGGCGGAGUGGGAAGAGGAUUGGGGCAAGAAGAUAGAUUGGAAGAGGGCUAUCGACACACGGGACUCGGUAAGUGUCCCCCUCAAGGCGAGGGAUGUGCUUCUCAGGGUGCAUAGCAUGAACCUCCAGGUGGGGGGGAGAUUGGAUUUCUUCCAGAACAGGAUUGCUUGCCCGCACUUUGGGGGUGAGGAAACCCUAGCGCAUUGCCUUUACAGCUGCCCAACAAUACAGCCUGUGAUCGAUGCGCUUAAGAGGUCCCUGCAGAUGAUGAAUCCGGGCAAGCCCAUGGACUCGCUGGGCGACCUGCUUUAUGAGCAUGGGGGCACGAAGUCAGGCUUUCCUGAGAUGACUUUGACAGCGGCAAUACUCGGGCGGAUCUGGUUGGCGCGCUGUGAUGCGGUGUGGCGUGCGACCCCUUUUGAUCGGAAGAAGGUGGAACGCUGUGCAGUGUUGGAUUUCAUGACGCAUGCGAGAGUGGUGGUGGUGUAA